Messenger RNA from Postia placenta MAD-698-R-SB12, 657 nucleotides. RefSeq lists its product as hypothetical. The coding region runs from base 1 to 657 and encodes 218 amino acids. The transcript is spliced from 3 exons. Lineage: Eukaryota; Fungi; Basidiomycota; Agaricomycetes; Polyporales; Adustoporiaceae. The record is from RefSeq and is a predicted model, not a curated record.
AUGUGGUCACAUGGUGUGGUGGCUCCCGCCACCGGGGGCAAGUCCUGGGCUGACCAGGGGACUGUGGCAGAGCACAUUGUGACACUUCGCGCCAUCGUCGUGGGCGAUCUCACAGAGGAGUGGUACCUCUACUCCAUAGCGCACCCCGUGCGCACCGUGCGCGACGUAAGGCACAACGCAGACAGGUACUAUCCCGCAGAGGUGGUGGGACGGCUGCUGGGGAUGUAUCGGGCGUUGCCGGACGAUGCCUCGGAGGACGAGGUGAAGCGGCUGUUCGGAGAGCUGAUGAGCGACGGGCAGGUGCACCUCCCGGUCAGGUUGCUCACGAGGGACUUGAUGGCGGCCGGCUUUCCCGUCGUGCGAUACGAGAUCCGCUGGACACCCGAGCAGCUUCGUCCGUUUGGAUAUGUCACGCAUGGCACGGACCGUGCAUUGUGGGCUCUGCGCAUCCCCAAUCUCGAGCCACAACAAGCCGAGGUCGCACGCAAAUGGCUUGACGCUAUCGACGCUGAGGUGAAGCAGGUGGAGGAGCACGGGAAUGGUAGAGACCUGCAGGAAGUUCUUGCUCUGAAUGAAGACAGAACAAUCGGGUGGAAGCCCGAUGAGAGAUGGAACGAACUCAUGCGGCUACGCGCUGCCUUGCCCAGCGAGGCCUGA